GGCGUCGGGCGGACGGGAGAAGUCUGGUAGAAGUUGCCUCCCGGUUUCCGGCGGUGACAGUAUCGGUCUGUGGAGAGAGCGGGGCGCGGAGCUGUGCACCGGACGGUCCGGGAGUCCUGUCACGUGAACACCAGCAUUCUGAUUUAAGCCAGCUUGAAUUAUCCACGUAAGCCACCAUGGAUGAAGAUAUGAACAUAGAAGACAUCCAGCUCCAAGCAAAUCAGGUCACUGAUGAGUCUCUAGAGAGCACGCGCCGGAUGCUGACCCUUGUAGAGCAGAGUCAAGAUGCAGGAGUGAAAACACUGACUAUGCUGGACGAACAAGGCGAACAACUAAAACGUGUUGAAGAAGGACUGGACCAGAUCAACAAAGACAUGCGCGAGGCGGAGAAGAACCUGACAGAACUGAACAAGUGCUGUGGUCUUUGUGUCUGCCCAGGAAAGAGGGGAAAGAAUUUUGAAACUAGAGAAGCGUAUAAGACGACAUGGGGGGACAAAGAUCCAGGCUCAGCAGACGUGGUCUCCAGGCAGCCCCAGCAGAUGAAUGGACAGCAGCAGAGCGGAGUCGGACAGAGCGGCGGCUACAUAAAGAGGGUUACCAAUGAUGCCCGGGAGGAUGAGAUGGAUGAAAAUCUGCAGCAGGUUGGCAACAUGCUAGGAAACUUGAAGAACAUGGCUUUAGACAUGGGCAACGAAAUUGACAGCCAGAACAAAAUGAUUGACCGGAUUAACGACAAGGCGAUUGUUAAUAAAGAUCGCAUUGAUGAAGCCAACGUAAAAGCCAAGAAACUGAUCGAGUGAAAAAAAGCGGCAAACUCUUCAGUUCCUGUUUAAGCUGUUAAUUCUUUCACCGUGACGGCACAAUAUGAGAUAAGAGGUUUUAGGGAAUGAAGCUGCCCUGUUGUCUUGUGCAUUAUGUAUUCACAAAGAUCCAACUCAUCCACUUUAACUCAUCUCAGUCUUGGAGAAAUAUUCCAUCCCCACGUUGUAUGGUAGAAAUCUACGGCUGCACAACUGUUCUCAUUGAUUGUGGUUCCUACCAUUCAAAUUAUUUUAAUUUUUUUUCCAAGACAAUUCCAUUUUGAGAAUGUUUUCCUUGGUGUUUGAUAGCAGAGUAGCAAGGAAGUAACAAGGUCUAAUAAUGGUAGAUAAAGGCCACUGCAUAUAGUUCUGUACCCAAAAACUAAAUGGGCACCAGUCAAUCCAGUUACAUUGUGCCUGUACUUAUCAAGUCAGUGGAACUAAGCAUUCCCAUUUUAAUUGCAUAAAUCAACCAAAGACACUGUCUUCCCAAUUACCGGUAGCCAUCAGGUAAGAUAGAAAGGCUCCUAAUAUUGUGUGUGUCUUAAAUCUGGGUAGUGGGAUUGAUCCAUGGAGGAUGCAUAAGCCCUCUUCACAGGGGCGUAAUGUGGGCACAUUUUGGCAUCUAUAUUACAGCUGCAAAUUCCGGCCUGACUAAUGUGCUGAACCUGGGGCAUCCUGGAUCCCUAUGAUGCUGUAAGUUUGGGUCACAAUCAGUUGGGCUCGGAUUUGCACUUGCAAUAUGGACUCUAUGUAAUGCUCCCACACUAGGACUGUCUGAAUGAGCCCUAAUUCUAUAUGCCAAAUUACAGUCAAUGUAAAAUGUACAGAGAAGUUUUAAUAUUUUUCUUUGCCUGGUCAGUAUUGGUUUUAUGAAGAAGAGGGCCUGUCGGCAUGAAUUCUGUUAAACAUCCAGAUCUUUUAAAUCUGUGCUAACUGACAAUGGAGCAGAUAAUCACUGGCCAUUUGUAUGGGGGGCAGAGAUAUACUCGUAACACAUUACUGUGAACAGUUGUGGCGUUUGUUUUUUUUGUUUUUUUAAGAAAGCAGCCAUGGAUAUGUAGAUGCCCUCUGGUCUCUGCUGAAUACAUUCUGGACUGGCAUCGAGGCAAUAGGAUUUAUCCAGCAGAAAUCUGACUCUUUUUACUUCAGCUUUUUCUUUUUUAAAUUAAAGUAGUAAUUGUUGUGCACACUUUGCUGUUGCUGAAAAAUCUAAUAUCCUACAGGCUUCUCUACGGGUGUAUUACUAAUCUGUAUAAACUUCAGGGGGCUUACAUCGUAUGAUAAAAAUCAGGCUGGAAUGGCAGUGGAACUACCUCAGAUACCAGACCGCUGGUAGGAAAACAGCUUUCCCAAUUAUAACUAGGGCAUCUGUCAGCAGAUUUGUUACAUGUGCGCUUGGCAGCUGAUGGCAUCUGUGUUGGUCCCAUGGUCAUAUGUGCCCGCAUUGCUGAGAAAGAUGAUGUAUUAAUAUAUGCAAAUGAGCCUCUAGGAGCAACAGGGGCGUUACCAUUACACCUAGAGGCUCUGCUCUCUCUGCAACUGCUGUGCAAUAUUCAAUUUGAUGACAGGGCCAGGUAUGAUGGCGUUUACACUGUAAGGGUCUAUUCACAUGUCUGUAGUGUAUUGUGGAUCCGCCAUACACCCGGUCAGCACCCCCAUAGAAUUGCCUAUAGGAUGCAGCAGUUGCAAAGAGACCAGAGCCUCGAGGAGUAAUGGCAAUGCCCCCAAUUGCAUAUAUUACAACAUUAAUAAAACAUCAUUGUUCUCAGCAAUGCGGGCACAUAUGAACAUGGCACCAACACAGAUGCCUUCAGCUGCCAAGUGCACAUGUAACAGGUCAGCCGGUGUCAUAGGGACAGAAGCACUCUGGAGAAAAAAUAAAUUGUAUCACUCAGUCUAUUAGUAGUGCUGGUAAUUUUCCUACCUGAUUUAUCUGCUCCAUUCUGCCAUUAUCACGUGCCCCAGACUGCAUAAAUCCUACAGCAGUGAUAUGCAACCUUUGUCACUCCAGCUGCUGUGAAACUACAACUCCCAGCAUGCACACUUACUUUGCUGUUCUGUUAACUCCCAUAGAAGGAAAGGAUGAUUCUGGGAGUUGUAGUUUCAGAACAACUGGAAGUUGCUGAUCCCGGUCCGCAGCUUACAUUUGGACUGGUAGUCAGUCUUUCUAUGCGUUACUGGGAGACUCUAUAAGACUGACUUUCGCUCCAUACAGACGCUGUAGGAUUUGUACAGCCUGAUUACAGGUAUGGCACUGACAACUCAGGAAUAAAGAAAAAAAAAACUGCGCCACUCUUGUUCAGAGGCUGUGCCUGGUAUUGCACCUGCUUAUUACCCACUACUGAGGCGAUAUCCCCAACACACCAAAUAUGAGCUCACUGCUGUGCCUAUUUUUUUAUUUUUUUUAUUAGAGCUGGAGAUUCAUGUUGUAUGUAUACUGUCAUUAUUCCCACUGUGAGUACAAGCACUAGGAAUGUAAGUGUUAGACUUUCUCAUAAGGAACUUUUUAUUCCUCCACCCUCCUAAAUGCAAAGCUUUCAAUGUACGGCCAGAACAUAGAUGGCAGCAGUGCCUGUUCAUAGGGGUUGUCCUAAAUAAAAAACACCCCACCUCCUGUGCUGCCCUGGUAACAGACUACAGAAAACCUCGUAGAGUCUGAUUUAUGCAGUCGCAAUCCAUUUAUGCCCUAGUUCUUGCUAAUAUCCCAAAUUGCAUGGAUCUAAUAAUAUAACGGCAGGAUCAACGUUCAGUUCCAUAGGAGCUGUAGACAGAACUUUACUGGAGCAAAAAAAAAAAGGGAGGGAAAACUGAACCCUUUAGUUUAGGGGCAAUUGGCUUACAUUCUGGAAAUUCACUGUUACACCAGACACAAUGUCAUGAAUGUAAUAUUACCUCUCACUUAGUGAUCCGUUACUACAUUCUGGAGAAUAGGACUUGUAAUCCAUAUGCAAAUAAGCAGCUAAGUGCACUAAGGGCGGGCCCAUGUCACUCAGUGCAACCUUACUCCUCUGGCAGCCCAUCCCUAUUUCUUGAUUUGACAGACCCAGGGUCCUGCAUAGUAAUCUCUCCUGACCCUGUCAAUUAGGAAGUAGGAGGAGCCAGCGUGCACAAGACUUGGUCCCGUCCUCAGUGCUCUUACCUGGUUACUUGCACAUGGAUUAAAAGUUGUUUUUUUUCCCCAGAAUGUAAUGGAUCAGUUAAUGAAAAGGUAUCAGUUAGCCCUACAAGGCAAUUUGUCUUGUUUAUUAAUGUAUUUCCUUGGACAACCCCUUUUAACCUCUAGCACAGCGUGCAAGAUUUGGUCAAGAAUGUAUGUUUUGUAUAAAACCGCAUCGGCGUUGUAUGUGGAGUUGUCCUCCAUGUUGGUUUUGUACUUAUGUCUUUACGAACAUAUCACAAAUGUGCCUUCCCGUUCUCUUCUGAAAAUGUUUUUAAAGUGCUAACCUUCAAUAAAUGUAGCUGUGAAGAA
Molecule: messenger RNA, 4272 nt
Organism: Bufo gargarizans (Asiatic toad)
Lineage: Eukaryota; Metazoa; Chordata; Amphibia; Anura; Bufonidae
Gene: SNAP23
Product: synaptosome associated protein 23
Exons: 8
Coding region: 177-800 (207 amino acids)
Biological process (GO): exocytosis; synaptic vesicle priming; synaptic vesicle fusion to presynaptic active zone membrane
Cellular component (GO): plasma membrane; synaptobrevin 2-SNAP-25-syntaxin-1a-complexin I complex
Molecular function (GO): syntaxin-1 binding; SNAP receptor activity
Source: RefSeq, a predicted model, not a curated record